This is a messenger RNA of Hypoxylon trugodes, 7039 nucleotides long. Its product is annotated as beta subunit of fatty acid synthase. Gene Ontology annotation, biological process: long-chain fatty acid biosynthetic process. The record is from RefSeq and is a predicted model, not a curated record. The coding region runs from base 494 to 6793 and encodes 2099 amino acids. Lineage: Eukaryota; Fungi; Ascomycota; Sordariomycetes; Xylariales; Hypoxylaceae. Gene Ontology annotation, cellular component: fatty acid synthase complex. The transcript is spliced from 3 exons. Gene Ontology annotation, molecular function: [acyl-carrier-protein] S-acetyltransferase activity; fatty acid synthase activity; [acyl-carrier-protein] S-malonyltransferase activity.
UUAAAUUUUUUUUUUUUGGCGAGGAAGCUAUCCCUACCAGAGAGGCAUUAGAACAUCUUAUCGGUAAAUGUACCUUUAAGCAAAGCUGGCAAGGACGACAGGGGUUUGAGAUUGUGAACUGAAGGUGUGCACUGCCACCAGAAAUUCUUUCAACCAUAUCCUAUCGGGUUAUCACCACCGCCCUCUUUUUAUCAUAGAAUCGAGGCUUCUGAAUAGCAUCACUCUCAGCUUCGAUCCUCUUUCAAAUCCUCCUCCUAUAAUCAAUCUCCUGGCAGGCAAUUGACCUCGCCUAGUCAAUCCUUCAUUAACGAGACCCUCGUUUUGCCUGGUUACGUCCGUGGGCGCAAUCUUCUGUUGUCUAAAGCCCUAUCAAUUUUUAUUUUUACAAGUCCUAAACAACGUCGUGUCUCCUGCUCUUUGCUGAGUCUACGGAGAUAGUUUUAAUACACCAACUUUUAUCUGUCCCAAUCGCGAUCCUACGAUACCCUUAAUCAUGUACGGUACCGGCACGGGCACAGGCCCUCAGACGGGCGUCUCUACCCCUAGGUCACAGUCGUCCCUCCGACCCCUCACCCUUUCCCACGGUUCACUCGAUGCCUCGUUCCUCGUGCCAACAAGUCUUCAUUUCCAUGCAUCACAACUUAAAGACCGAUUCACGGCUGCUCUACCGGCGCCGACGGAUGAGUUAGCCCUCGAUGACGAGCCCUCAUCUGUAGCUGAGCUUGUUGCUAGAUAUAUGGGAUUCGUUGCACAUGAAGUUGAGGAGGGCGAGGACGAUUCCCAAGGUUCAUACGAAGAAGUUUUGAAGCUUGUUCUUAACGAGUUCGAGCGCAUGUUUCUCCGGGGAAACGACGUCCACACACUUGCGAAGAAUCUCCCGGGUAUUCUAGCGAAGCAAAUAACUGUGGUACGAUGCUAUUAUGCUGCUCGCUCAGUUGCGAACCGCGCAAUUAGGCCGCAUGAGUCUGCUCUUCUAAGGGCAGCAGACGAGGGAAAUGCGGGUAUCUACAGCAUUUUCGGUGGCCAGGGAAAUAUUGUUGAAUACUUCGACGAAUUGCGCGAAGUAUACGAGACAUACCCCUCGUUCGUGGGCGAACUUGUCGCCGCAUCUGCCGACCUCCUCCACAACUUAGCAUUAGAUCCCAGAGCCGACAAAUUGUAUGCGAAAGGACUCGAUGUCAUGGAAUGGUUACGCUCUCCGGACAGCACUCCCGAUCCUCAGUAUCUCAUUUCUGCUCCCGUGAGCUUGCCUUUAAUAGGAUUGGUACAACUUUGCCAUUACCAAGUUCUUGGAAAGGGUCUAGGUGUACACCCCGGUAUAUUGCGAGAUCGCAUCCGCGGAGCAACCGGUCACUCCCAGGGUGUAAUCGUUGCAGCAGCCACUGCUGCAGCAGAUUCAUGGGAGUCAUACGAAAAGUUAGCCAAGGAUGCCUUGACAAUGCUUUUCUGGAUUGGUGCCCGUAGUCAACAAGUGUUCCCCAGGACUUCAUUGACACCUGUUAUGCUACAGGACUCGAUAGACAAUGGCGAGGGUGACCCGACUCCUAUGUUAAGUAUCCGAGACCUUCCCCAGAGCGAGGUCCAGAAGCACAUUAAUGCCACGAACCAAUAUCUCCCCGAGGAUCGUCACAUCGCUAUAUCCCUCGUCAAUAGCCCUAGGAAUAUGGUUGUAACUGGUCCGCCGAUUUCCCUGUACGGUUUAAACUUGCAGUUGCGAAAGGUUAAAGCUCCCACGGGCCUUGAUCAAACUCGAAUUCCUCAUACGCAGCGCAAGGUUCGAUUCGUUAACCGCUUCUUGCCCAUUACAGCCCCCUUCCACAGCAAAUACCUUGCUGACGCCACCAAGUUAAUUGACGAAGAUCUCAAGGAUAUCGAGAUCGAUUCAGCAUCACUUGGAAUUGCGGUCUUUAACACGUGCACAGGUGCCGACCUGAGGGAAGAAGUAAAAGGCAACAUUGUUCCCUCUUUGAUCCGCAUGAUCACAAGGGACCCAGUCAACUGGGAGAAGGCAACUGUCUUCCCAGAGGCAACUCACGUACUAGAUUUCGGCCCUGGUGGUAUCUCAGGCCUCGGUAUCUUGACGAGCCGUAACAAAGAGGGCACCGGUGUUCGUGUCAUCCUAGCCGGUACUAUUGAUGGUGCCGCACAGGAAGUGGGCUUUAAGUCCGAGCUCUUCGACCGCGACGAGGAACACGCCGUGGUCUACGCCAAUGACUGGGUUAAGGAAUAUGGCCCUAGAUUGGUCAAGACCUCUGGCGGUCGCACCUACGUAGACACAAAAAUGAGCAGGUUGCUAGGUGUACCCCCUGUUAUGGUUGCUGGUAUGACGCCAGCUACCGUCCCAUGGGACUUCGUUGCGGCGACGAUGAAUGCAGGCUACCAUAUCGAAUUGGCUGGUGGGGGUUAUUACAAUGGCAAAACCAUGACUGAGGCUCUGACCAAGAUCGAAGACGCCAUUCCAGCCGGACGGGGUGUUACAAUUAACCUUAUCUACGUCAACCCCCGAGCCAUGGGCUGGCAGAUCCCUCUGAUCGGUCGACUCCGGGCUGAGGGCGUCCCCAUCGAAGGCCUGACAAUUGGUGCAGGUGUCCCGUCCAUCGAAGUUGCACAGGAGUACAUCGAGACGCUAGGACUUAAACAUAUCGCCUUCAAGCCAGGUUCCAUGGAAGCAAUCCAGGCUGUUAUAAAUAUCGCAAAGGCAAACCCCACGUUCCCUGUUAUCCUACAGUGGACUGGUGGUCGAGGUGGUGGGCAUCACUCGUUUGAGGAUUUCCAUCAACCGAUCCUACAGAUGUAUGCUCGAAUCCGACGAUCAGACAAUAUCAUUCUAGUAGCUGGUAGCGGUUUCGGUGGUGCUGAAGACACAUAUCCCUAUCUCACGGGUGAAUGGUCUAAGAAAUAUGGCUAUCCCCCCAUGCCUUUCGACGGCUGUCUUUUUGGCAGUCGCAUGAUGGUUGCAAAGGAGGCACAUACAAGCAAGGCCGCUAAGCAGGCUAUCAUAGAUGCUACUGGACUCGAUGACGAUGAGUGGGAGCAAACAUACAAGGGCGCAGCCGGUGGUGUUAUUACCGUCCGAUCAGAAAUGGGUGAGCCAAUCCACAAGCUUGCUACCCGAGGUGUCAAAUUCUGGGCCGAAAUGGACAACAAGAUUUUCAGCUUGCCGAAAGAAAAGCGUGUCGCAGAAUUGAAGAAGAAUCGGGAUUACAUCAUCAAGAAGUUGAACGAUGACUUCCAGAAGGUUUGGUUUGGCCGGAAUAAGGCCGGUCAAACUGUAGACCUCGAAGAUAUGACGUAUGGUGAAGUCGUCCGCCGAAUGGUCGAUCUCCUCUACGUCAAGCACGAGUCGCGAUGGAUUGACCCCUCUUUCACUAAGCUAACGGGCGAUUUCAUCCACCGUGUCGAGGAACGCUUCACUCACAGCACUGGUCAGGCAUCCUAUUUGCAGAGCUAUGCUGAAUUAAAAGAGCCAUUUUCUGCCGUUGAGAGGAUCCUUUCUCACUAUCCCGAGGCUGAGACGCAGAUUAUCAACGCCCAAGAUGUUCAGCAUUUCUUACUUCUUUGCCAGCGACGCGGUCAGAAGCCUGUGACCUUUGUCCCGUCCCUUGAUGAAAAUUUUGAAUUUUACUUCAAGAAGGAUUCUCUUUGGCAAUCCGAGGAUCUUGCAGCAGUCAUCGGUCAGGAUGUCGGGCGUACUUGUAUUUUGCAAGGCCCAACUGCUGUCAAGUAUUCAACAGUAAUAGACGAGCCUAUCAAGGACAUUCUGGAUGGUAUCCAUAACGCCCAUAUCUCCAACCUCACAAGAGAUGUGUAUGGAAAUAAGCCCGAAUCCAUCCCGACUAUUGAGUAUUUCGGUGGCAAGCUCAUUAACACUGAAAUACCACUGGACAUCGAAGGUCUCACUGUAUCCUACGACCAACACAAGAAUACCUACCGCCUCUCAUCAUCUCCUAAUGUUGUUCUACCCUCCGUUGAUAGCUGGCUCGCUCUCCUCGCUGGACCGAAUCGCAACUGGCGUCACGCUCUAUUUACCUCGGAAGUUCUAGUCCAAGGACACAAGUAUCAGACAAAUCCAAUGAAGAGGAUUUUUGCUCCGGUCCGUGGCCUUUUUGUUGAAAUCCUUCGUCCAAACGACCCAACCAAGACGUCGAUUGUCGUUCGCGAACAACCGCGUCACAACCAUUACGUUGACGUGAUUGAAGUCAAAUCAGACGGGAAGAGUAAAAUCCUCGUUAGUAUGAUCAAGGAGACCACUGCUCUCGGCGAGCCUGUCUCACUACCACUCAGAUUUACGUACAACCCUGAGGCUGGGUACGCACCAAUCCACGAAGUGAUGGAAGGACGAAACGAUCGUAUCAAGGAAUUCUACUGGCGUGCAUGGUUUGGGGGUGAAUCCUUGGACCUCGAUGUUCCCGUUACUAGUAAAUUCGACGGAGGCCGAGCCACCAUCACAAAAGAAGACAUCAACGACUUUGUGCACGCCGUUGGCAACACCGGCGAAGCAUUCGUCGAUCGCCCCGGCAAAGUUAUGUUUGCUCCUAUGGAUUUCGCUAUUGUUGUUGGGUGGAAGGCCAUCACAAAGCCAAUCUUCCCUUGUAAAAUUGAUGGUGAUCUCCUUAAGCUUGUGCAUCUUUCCAAUGGCUUCCGGAUGUUGCCGGGCGCCGACCCUCUAAAGAAGGGUGACGAAGUUAAAACAACAGCACAAAUCAACGCCGUCAUCAACCAGGAUUCUGGUAAGAUGGUCGAAGUAUGCGGCACGAUCUACAGAGAUGGCCAAGCUGUUAUGGAAGUUACGUCUCAGUUCUUGUACCGGGGUGUUUACACAGAUUACGAAAACACUUUCGAGCGCAAGAUGGAGACACCGAUGCAAGUCCAUCUCGCUACCUCGAAAGAUGUUGCGGUCCUGAAGUCGAAGGACUGGAUUCAGUUCGAUAGUAACGAUAUCGAACUGCUUGGCCAGACACUGACGUUCCGCCUCCAAAGUUUCUACAAGUUCAAGAACAAGACUGUAUACAGCAGCGUCGAGACCAGUGGUCAGGUGCUACUAGAGCUUCCUACCAAGGAAAUUAUUCAAGUCGCAAGUGUCGACUACGAAGCUGGUGCAUCUCAUGGUAACCCAGUUGUCGACUACCUUGAGCGUCAUGGUUCUUCUAUUGAGCAACCAAUCAACUUCGAGAACCCCAUUCCUCUCAGUGGAAAGACACCUCUGCAACUCAAGGCACCAGCUUCUAACGAGACCUAUGCAAAGGUCUCCGGCGAUUACAACCCUAUCCACGUAUCUCGCGUUUUCUCUAGCUACGCCAAUCUUCCCGGUACCAUUACUCAUGGAAUGUACUCCAGCGCCGCUGUGCGAGGUUUGGUAGAGACUUGGGCAGCUGAAAAUAACGUCGGCCGCGUCCGCAGCUUCCAUGCUUCUCUUGUUGGUAUGGUGUUGCCUAAUGAUGACAUCCAAGUCAAGCUCCAGCAUGUCGGUAUGAUUGGUGGUCGCAAGAUUAUCAAGGUCGAGGCCAGCAACGAGGAAACCGAAGAGAAGGUACUUCUCGGAGAAGCUGAAGUUGAGCAACCCGUUACCGCAUAUGUCUUCACUGGUCAAGGAUCCCAAGAACAGGGCAUGGGUAUGGACUUGUACAACACUAGCCCUGUCGCUAAAGAAGUUUGGGAUAGAGCCGACAAGUAUCUGCUCGACACAUAUGGAUUCUCUAUCUUGAACAUCGUCAAGAACAACCCUAAGGAGUUGACUAUUCACUUUGGCGGUCCUCGAGGCAAGGCUAUCCGCGAGAACUACAUGCAGAUGAAUUUCGAAACCAUCGCCGCAGAUGGUUCCGUUAAAUCUGAGCGUAUCUUCAAGGAGAUCAGCGAGAAGACAACAUCAUACACAUACCGAUCGCCUACAGGUCUUCUUUCUGCUACUCAAUUCACGCAGCCCGCCCUUACUCUCAUGGAAAAAGCCAGUUUCGAAGACAUGAAUGCCAAGGGUCUUGUACCGCGAGAUAGCACAUUCGCUGGCCAUUCCUUGGGCGAGUACUCCGCUCUCGCUGCGUUGGCUGACGUCUUGCCGAUUGAGUCAUUAGUUUCCGUUGUCUUCUACCGAGGAUUAACUAUGCAAGUCGCCGUCGAGCGAGACGCCCAAGGCCGCUCGAACUACUCCAUGUGUGCUGUUAACCCCAGCCGAAUCUCAAAGACAUUUAGCGAAGGUGCCCUUCGAUAUGUGGUCAGCAAUAUCGCCGAGGCUACUGGUUGGUUACUAGAGAUUGUCAAUUACAACAUUGCCAAUAUGCAAUAUGUUUGCGCUGGUGAUUUACGUGCGUUGGACACUCUCACUGGCGUCCUGAACUUCUUGAAGUCCCAAAAGGUAGACAUCAACCAACUUCGCCAAGAGUUAAGCAUCGAAGAAGUUAAGGCCCAUCUUGUCGACAUAAUCAAGGGGUCCGCACAGAAGACCUUGGAUAAACCUCAACCCUUAGAAUUGGAGAGAGGAUUCGCUACUAUUCCUCUUAAGGGCAUUGACGUGCCCUUCCACUCGACAUUCUUGAGAUCAGGUGUCAAGCCUUUCAGAAACAUUCUUCUCAAGAAGAUCAACAAGACUUCUAUCGACCCAGCCAAAUUAGUUGGAAAAUAUAUUCCCAACGUGACAGCCCGACCUUUCGAGCUCACCAAGGAGUACUUCCAGAACGUCUAUGACCUCACAGGGUCACCUAAGAUUGCGCAGAUCCUGCAAGACUGGGAUAGCUACCAAGACGAAGUCAAUGGCGCCAAUGGUGUGAACGGAGCUUCCGUUCAAGUUAACGGCCACUAGGCGCUUAAGACGCGGAAUGGGUUAUGAAGAUAUGGCCGUAGAUAUUGAGAUGGUGUAAUGUUAAUGAGGUAGCAUUAUACCAGUGGUGUUUAGAUUCCUUGUAUUCACUAGUUUUGUGCCACCAUGUUGCGAUAUUGGACGGGAAUUAAGACGUCGACUUUUCGUGGUUAUAGAUACGUAUCAAAAGGAGUUUAACUCUCUAAAGUCAAUUUUUAAGCAUUGAAUAAUAUUACGUUGCGAUUUUUA